AUGUUAAGCGCAAUUUAUCAGAGAGCGAAACCGAAGGACGAUUUGUCAAAUAGUCUGUCCGGAUCAGCUGAUCUUUUGAUUUUAAACAUUAGUAAUGGUAAAUCAACAGCGUCAACGUCACCCAAAGAGUUGGAAGUGACAUUUGAUCAUCAAGCACAACUAUUCUUUUCACUAAAGAGUAUCAAAGGUUUAAAAAUCGAUGAACCCGUAAGAAUAUAUUGUUUGGCAUCACUGGAAAAGCAAACCAUUCAAACCACUUCAAUCAAUGUACAUCCAAAUUCAAAUAUUGAGUGGAAUGAAGGUUAUACAUUUGAUGUCAGUUCACCAAAUACGGAAUUAACUUUAACGCUAUGGCAAACAAAUGUAAAUAGUAUUCAACAAUCAAAUGAUCAAGAAAUGUCUGUUUCACCAAUAAGUCCAUCACCACUUAUUGGCAAUGGAGAUCAAUCUUUGACACCAAGAAAAAGUGUAAAUAUGUUUAAUAUUGGAAAAGUAAUUGGUAGAGUCUCUAUUCCAUACUCUGUGUUUCAAACUCAAUAUCUUGAUCAAUGGUUCCCUGUUAGUUCAUCUUGUUCUAUACAUGUUAAAUUAAGUUAUACAAAUUCAAAUAAUAAGGUAACAUUAAAUGAUUUUGCAGUAUUGAGUAUGAUUGGUAAAGGUGGAUUUGGACAUGUUAAUGUUGUAAAAAAAGUAGAUACUGGUAGAUUGUAUGCAAUGAAGAUUGUAAAAAAGGAUAGAUGUUUGGAUUUGAAUGCCGUUCAACAUACUUUUACCGAAAGAAAAUUACUCAAGAAAUAUUACCAUCCCUUUAUUGUUGGUUUGAAAUAUUCCUUCCAGACACAGGAUAGUCUUUGCAUGGUACUAGAUUACAUUGGAGGUGGCGAGUUGUUUUAUCACAUAAACGAACGAGAAACCUUUUCCGAAGAUACUGCUCGUUUCUACAUUUCUCAGAUUAUGUUGGCCAUUGGUUUCCUUCACGAACAUGGAGUCAUCUAUCGUGAUUUGAAACUUGAAAACCUUUUAAUGGAUCUUGACGGCAACCUCUGUCUUGUCGAUUUUGGUCUAUGCAAGGAAGGUGUCAAAGAUGGUGUACCAACCUAUACAAUGUGUGGUUCACCAGAAUAUAUGGCACCUGAAACAAUCAAUGGUUCAGGUUAUGGUAAAUCUGUUGAUUGGUGGGCAUUGGGUACAUUAUUUUAUGAAAUGAUUGUUGGUUUACCACCAUUUUAUUGUGAUGACCCAAGAGAAAUGACAAAAUUGAUUUUAACAGCACCAUUGAAAUUCCCACCAGGUAUUUCAAAAAAUGCUACUAGUUUGGUUUCAAUGUUAUUGAAUAGAGAUCCUCAAAAGAGACUUGGAUCAGGUGAAUCCGAUGUAGAGGAAAUUAAAACUCAUCCAUUCUUUAGAUCUGUAAAUUGGCAAAAAGUUUUAAACAAAGAAGUUGAUCCACCUUUUAAACCUCAUCUUAAUGGACCAUUAGAUUUUUCAUAUUUUGAUCCAGGUUGUACAAUUUCAAAACCAGUUUAUCCAAAUUCGAUCAAUACCAAUUUAUCAGAGACUGAUCAAAUGGCAUUCCAAGGGUUUUCAUAUUCAGCACCCGACUUUUUCAAUCUUCAGAAUGGUAGUGUUGGAGGUGCAGUGCCGUCGUCUCCGUCGAUUUCAAGAUCGGGAUCAAUGUCACAAAAUACACCUCUCAACAAUGCCUCUAAUAGCAACAGACUAUUGUCCAACUCGCCCGUUCCAAUGACAUUGUCACAGUCACCCAUGUUUAGUCCCAACAGCAGUCUCAACAGCAGCAACAAUAGUACUAGUUCAGGUAUCAUGUCACCACCAGCUGCCACCAAGACAUCUUGGGUUCAACCUCAAUUUCCUCACCUUCAUCAACCAAUCCCCCAAAAACCAAUCUUUGCCCUUCAAAAACUACAAGAACGAAGAAGAUCGGCUUCUGUCAAUUCCCAAACUCAAUUUUCCUUUGCAUUUGAUGAUGAUGAUGAAGAUGAAAUGAAUUAA
Molecule: messenger RNA, 2010 nt
Organism: Cavenderia fasciculata
Lineage: Eukaryota; Evosea; Eumycetozoa; Acytosteliales; Cavenderiaceae
Product: putative protein serine/threonine kinase
Exons: 7
Coding region: 1-2010 (669 amino acids)
Biological process (GO): protein phosphorylation
Molecular function (GO): ATP binding; protein serine/threonine kinase activity
Source: RefSeq, a predicted model, not a curated record